This is a messenger RNA of Clonostachys rhizophaga, 1404 nucleotides long. The record is from the annotation of a GenBank genome assembly. NCBI's taxonomy places the organism in Eukaryota, Fungi, Ascomycota, Sordariomycetes, Hypocreales, Bionectriaceae.
AUGAGCUCAACUGACCUACCACCACUUUUGAGGCUUCCACUACAUACUGUAGCCCACAUUCUUUCUGAAUUCAACACUAUCCAAGAACUUGGCCCCAUCAUCCUGAGCCACUCUAUCUUCCGAGAUGCUUUUCAAGAUAACCUCCAUUCAGUGGCCAGCGCCAUCAUCAUGCGCCAGGUGCCAAAUGGGGCCCUUCCAUUUCUACUCGCUCUGGUAGGAUCACACAGGCCAUCGCUCUUCAAACCUGUUGCUGCCAAGCAAUUAUUGAGCCUCGUGGCGUCGCCUUGCCCGGUGGCCUUGCCUAGCUUGGGUCUAUCAAAAGCAGAAUAUGCCUACAUGAGUAGCUGCUGCUCUUCUGCUAGGACUAUUUACAGAAAAAUGGCAUCAGAGUUGCUACCGUUGCAAUGUCAGCAUGCAAGUUUCAGGUUUAAGGAGCAUCACCACGCUACCCCUCAGGAAAAAUUUCGUAUUUCCCGAGCCGUCUUUCGUUACCAGCUCAUGUGCAACUUAUUCUGUCAUCGACUUUGCCUUAUCCGCAGACGAGAAUAUAGGCCACUAUUUGAUGACGAGGAACUUAAACGCUCGUUCUUCUCUGCAUUCCCACCUUGGGUCAACGAGGAGCUCAUGUGUGUGUUCGUAUUCUUGCGACGUAAAGUAGCUCAAGCGUAUGAUGAUAUUAUGGCCCACGAUGUUUCACUCAGCCAUUAUGAGAUUGAGGGCACUCCGGAUGUCGACUUCAUCAGCGCAAUUCAUUGGAUGUUAUGCAUGGGGCUUCCAUUUCUGAGCAAGAUAGUCUCAGGGGGCACUCUCAGGAGCACAGGCGUUCCUUACUUUUCCACGGGGCGAUCCGCGACAAGAGCCUACAACCCACACACGAUCCUCUUAUGCUCGAAGCUUGUACCGGAACAACUCACCAUCAACCCACCCCUCCGGGACCCAAGACUCCCGUUGAAAUCUUGGGAUAAGAGCCAACUUUUGCAACUCGACCCACGAGGAGCGACUCGAACGACCCCGUAUUAUGCAUGGUUGGCUGCCCAUCUCAGUCUACCCAUCUCCAGAGCUGUCUGCUGCGAUGCUGAUUAUAAUCUGUGGCUUGUUGGCUAUGUCUUAUGGACCAUGCGAGUGGGGGCGAAUGUUUCGUGGGAGAAGAAGUAUGCCGAGCUUAGACGUGGGGAGCCAGUCUUCCAGCGGCCUGGCAAAGAAUGGGGAAAGGAUGACCUAUUGCGAUCAAGAAAGCAACGAAAGGAUAUUCACAAUGCCGGUGGCGAGGGGUAUUGGCCCCGGGAGGGUGGUGAUUGGAGCGAAGUACACGGAUUGUCGGCGUCCCAGAAGGAAGCUCUCGAGGCCAAAUGGUUAUGUGAAGGGGUCACCGAAUCUACGGGUGACAGUUCGACUACAAAGUAA